Molecule: messenger RNA, 1856 nt
Organism: Daphnia carinata
Lineage: Eukaryota; Metazoa; Arthropoda; Branchiopoda; Diplostraca; Daphniidae
Product: UV-stimulated scaffold protein A-like
Exons: 4
Coding region: 38-1711 (557 amino acids)
Biological process (GO): response to UV; transcription-coupled nucleotide-excision repair
Cellular component (GO): chromosome
Molecular function (GO): RNA polymerase II complex binding
Source: RefSeq, a predicted model, not a curated record
UUGAAGCCAAAACUGAUAUUCAUUACCUCGUUAAAGAAUGGAUCUAAAGUUGGCGGACAUCAGUUUGAUCGCGAAGUUAGGACAGACCAUUGAAAAUAUUGUCAGCAGUGGUCUGAAACAGAUAGAGGAAUCAAAAUUGAGAGAGAUUAAAAACAUCUGUCGAAUUUCAGAUGUGUAUGUGAAUGAAGCCUUCAAAAUUGUCAUACAUCACUUGAGCCAAAUGCAUUCAGAGAUUCGUUUGUCAUCAUUGCUCAUAAUCAAAGAGUUAUUCAAAAGGUCACAUCACUUCAGAGAGCUCUUAAUUGCAGAUUUCCAGUGUUUCUCCAAAUUGGUGCUAGAAAUAGACCCUAAUACUCCUCUUCCACCACCUUCUACAGCACUGAAGCAAUUAAAAGUUCUUGCAACCAAAACUAUUAAAGAAUGGUAUGAAACCUAUGGCGAGACUUACAAAAAGCUAAAAAUUGGAUUUCAAUAUUUGAAGAAAAGUAAAGUUGUUGAUUUUGAAGAUAUGGAAGCUAGAUCAGCUCAGGAGAGACAAAGGAUGCAAGAAAAAGAGGCUAAAUUGACUGCUGUGAGAAAAGAGAAACUGAAAGUAUUAAAAGAAGAAGUAACUACUGAAGAAAUCGAAAUUAGGGAUUGUCUUACACAAAUUGAAAAUGGACUGGAGUUGUUGCUGCCUGAUGAAUUUGCCAUCAAGGCACCCAACGGGUGUGAAGAUCCAGAUAGUUCAGACACAUGUGAUUUCAGGGCGCAUGGCAUAAGCAAUAACGCAACAUUCAGCCUUGUAAUCGAUGUCCAACCUUUUCAAAUCAUCGAAGUGAACCAACAUAAUCGGGAAUUAAUCAGAUGCAUGCAAGAUCAAUAUCGAUUGCUCACUGGUCGGUGGCUACCUGCUGUUUUUAAGUGGAAUAUCAUUUCAGCUAAACUAGGGGCUGAAGAAAAAUUGCAAAAAAGUAUUCUUGACUUGAAAAUGAAAGUGGAGUUGACGAUCAAAAAAUAUCAAGAAACUAAUCUUGCAAGUUGCAAAUUACAUAGCGAUUUAGACUGCUCUUCCGAUUCUGAUUUAGAAACUGUACCUGAUUUGGACAGCCAUGAGGAAAAUUUAACCGAUAUAUUUAGCACAACAGACGCUACUGUGGAAACUAAGCCAGAAUCCCAUGGAUAUCUAUGCCGUAAAAGGCGUAGAAAAAACAACGAAAGGACGUUGCCUCUUGAUAUAGAUUCAUACGCAACUUCGCUGUCUAGUGUACCGGCUCCAACAUUUUCACGAAACACCGUGGAAAGUUAUUGGGUUCAGGAUCCGGAAAGCGGCUCUUCAGCAACAAUAGACUUGGUUAGUCAUCCCGUAGAACUAGGGGAAGCCUUCUGUCCAGUUAAAUGGUCUUGCAGGGCUCAACUACCAAAUGGAAAACUUUGUCUUAGAAAAGAUCGAAAAAAAUGUCCUUUUCAUGGACUAAUUGUCGCUCGUGAUGAACAAGGUCGACCCAAAGAUCCUUUAACAUUGCGCACUCCCGUCAAAGAUGCGGUACCCGAAUGGCAAGAUCCCGCUUUACUUGCGGAAAUUAAGGCUGCUACGGGUGUUGAUCUAACAAUGCCGACGAGGGGAAAACGGCUCAGGAAAAACCCGUUUCCCAAUCUUACGGAUUUGAAGACACUAAACAAUUCGUCGAGAUCUCGUCUGGAAAAAAAAGUUUUCAAGCGGCGAUGUUAAAUGUUCCGUAUUGUGAAAACAUUUUGCCUACAAGGAAAUGUUAAACGGAAUGACAAAUUGUAGCUUAGGCUGCAUCUCAAGUCAAAUACUGAAAUCGAAAUUAUUUAACUUUCAUACUGAUAAACCAAAAUAAAAAAAAAAAUAA